AUGAUUCGAGCAAAUUGUAGAUAUCUGGUUAAAGGUAAGGAACUGUUGAUGAAAGGUUCCUUAUUGAUGACCAAUAGAACGAUAACUAUGAAGAGAAAAAGACAAGAAAAAGUGGAACUGCCCGCUUCCUUUAGGGAGAAACAUGUGGCAGAGUUUAUCGAGGGUUGUGACAGGAUUUUAGAAGUAGAUCCAACGCUUUUGGACACGAUGAUUAGUAAAGAUUUCCCAUUAUUCUUGAAGAAAGAACAGACGGAAAUGACAUUGGAUCACCAUUUUGCGAAACUUGGAAGCAGUAUUUUGGCUCAGCAGAUUAGUGGUAACGCAGCAAUGGCUGUUAAGAAGAAAUUUAUGGCGCUUUUUGACGAUGUCUUCCCGACUUAUAAGCAAUUGAGAGAUGUCUUGAAACAAGACGACGGUACCGAGAAACUAAGGGCCUGUGGGCUUUCACAGCGCAAAGUUAUCUAUAUGGGCUCUUUAGCGGAGUAUUUUGAGAAAAACGAGGGCGAAAUACUGGACCUCUUCACCAAGGAAUCGAACGACGUUAUUGAGAAAGAACUCGUGGACAAAAUUAAGGGCAUUGGGCCCUGGAGUGCUCAAAUGUUUCUUGUGACAUCUCUGGAACGAAUGGACGUUUUCGCAUCUGGUGACCUGGGUGUGGCUCGUGGUUGUUCAAAGUAUCUGGACGCACGGCCGGAAUUUUUGAAAGACCUUAUGACCAAAAGAACAGAGAUUAGAAGAAGCAAGAUAAAGCAUAAAAAAUUGAACUGGAAAGUCUACGAUGAAGAUAUUGUUGAGAAAUGCGGUGAAGCUUUUGCGCCUUUCCGUACGAUUUUUAUGUUUUUAUUAUGGAGAGUUUCGAGCACUAACGUCGAAGUGAUAGAGAAAAACGAAAACAAUUAUGUCAACGGAACUUGA
Lachancea mirantina is the source of this 915-nucleotide messenger RNA. The record is from the annotation of a GenBank genome assembly. NCBI's taxonomy places the organism in Eukaryota, Fungi, Ascomycota, Saccharomycetes, Saccharomycetales, Saccharomycetaceae.